Sesamum indicum (sesame) is the source of this 648-nucleotide messenger RNA. Its product is annotated as norbelladine synthase. NCBI's taxonomy places the organism in Eukaryota, Viridiplantae, Streptophyta, Magnoliopsida, Lamiales, Pedaliaceae. Gene Ontology annotation, molecular function: abscisic acid binding; signaling receptor activity; protein phosphatase inhibitor activity. Gene Ontology annotation, biological process: defense response; abscisic acid-activated signaling pathway. The record is from RefSeq and is a predicted model, not a curated record. Gene Ontology annotation, cellular component: nucleus; cytoplasm.
CCAUAGUUUGCUGCACAAAUUAAAGUUGAGAAAGAGGAAAAAAAGGGAGGAAAAUGGAGGGAGUUGUUUCGAGGGAGAUAGAAGUUAAGGCUUCUGCGACCGAAACUUGGAAGGUGUACGGCAGCCUUCUACUGGCCAAGAUCGGGGUGGAAGCGUUUCCCGAUAAAUACAGUGGAUUCAAAGUCCUGCAAGGCAACGGUUACGCUGGAACCAUCAUCCAAGUCUUUUUUGCUCCAGGGGUGGAGGGGCCGCCAUGGUACAAGGAGGAGUUCUUGGUGGUGGAUGAUGUGAAACGAGUGAAGAUAGGGAAGUUUAUCGAGGGCGGGGUUUUGGAACAGGGGUUUAAAAGUUAUGUGGUGACGUUGAGAGCGAUAGAGAAGCAUGGGAAGAAGGAUGAGUGCAUCAUGACAGGUAGCAUCGAGUAUGCGUUGUAUGAUGCAGCUGCUAUCCCUUUGGUUACCAGCUCCAUUGAGGGCCUCCUUGCUCUCAUGAAGGCUAUUGCAGAUUACGUCAUUGAACACCAGAACACCACCACCUACUGAGCCUUUUCAUUUGGAAGUUGUGAGUUUAUGUUGUGUAUUUGAAUAAAGGCAGGAAUGGUACUGUUUGUUUGAAUAAAAACAAGGCUCCUUGAACUAUUAUUUUAUA